Ricinus communis (castor bean) is the source of this 1632-nucleotide messenger RNA. Its product is annotated as 3-ketoacyl-CoA synthase 19. Gene Ontology annotation, molecular function: acyltransferase activity, transferring groups other than amino-acyl groups. Bases 24 to 1391 code for a protein of 455 amino acids. The transcript has a single exon. Gene Ontology annotation, biological process: fatty acid biosynthetic process. The record is from RefSeq and is a predicted model, not a curated record. Gene Ontology annotation, cellular component: membrane. NCBI's taxonomy places the organism in Eukaryota, Viridiplantae, Streptophyta, Magnoliopsida, Malpighiales, Euphorbiaceae.
GCUCCUAUCCGAACCUUUCUAAAAUGGAGCCUUUCAUUGUAAUUUUCCUGCCUCUUCUCUGCUAUAUCAUUUUCCGCCUCUGGAAACUGGUUCUUCAGAAUAGAGACAAAUGCUGCUAUAUGCUGGCUUAUGAGUGCCAUAAGGCUCCUAAAGACAGUAUACUUGACGCAGAAUCCUGUGUGAAAAUGGUCCUGAGAAACAAAAACCUGGGGCCUGAAGAAUACAGGUUUUUAAAGAAAACUAUUAUUAGUUCUGGCAUUGGCAAUGAAACUUAUGUCCCAAGAAACAUCAACGAAUACAGAGAAGAAAAACCUUCUCUAGAAGAUGCGUUAUCAGAAAUUGAUGAUAUCAUGUUCGACACACUUGACAAGCUCUUUGCAAGAACAGGAAUCUCUCCAUCAGAAAUUGACGUACUUGUUGUCAAUGUUUCUUUGUUCUCUUCAGCACCCUCUUUAACUGCUCGUGCAGUUAACAGGUAUAAGAUGAGGGAAGAUAUUAAAGCUUUCAACCUUUCAGGAAUGGGCUGUAGUGCAAGCCUUGUAGCUGUUGAUCUAGUUCAGCAAUUGUUCAAAUCGUACAAGAAAAAGUUAGCUGUUAUUUUCAGCACAGAAUCAAUAGGUCCAAAUUGGUAUAGUGGAAAAGAAAAAUCCAUGCUCCUUUCCAAUUGUCUUUUCCGCUCAGGAGGUUGUUCUAUGCUCUUGACAAACGAUAGAGCUCUAAAGCAUAAAUCCAUCUUCAAAUUGAAUCAUCUUGUUCGUACUCAUAUUGGCGCCAACGAUGAAGCUUACGGAUGCUGCAUACAAGGAGAAGAUGAUCUUGGCCAUCGAGGUUUUCUCCUCACCAGAAGCCUGACAAAAGCUGCUACUAAAGCUCUUUCCAUGAAUCUGAGAAUCCUAGUGCCUCAAGUGUUACCUGUAACGGAACUACUUCGCUACAUUUUUAUGUCUCUUCUUCAGAAGAGAGGCAAGAACCGCAAUCUCGAAGCCGUUGGAGCAGGUUUGAAUCUCAAGAAUGGAGUUGAACAUUUCUGUAUACACCCAGGUGGAAAAGCUGUCAUUGAUGGGAUUGGUAAGAGUUUAGGGCUAAGUGAGUAUGAUCUAGAACCAGCGAGAAUGGCGCUUCGUCGAUUUGGGAACACAUCAGCUGGAGGCCUUUGGUAUGUUCUAGGUUACAUGGAAGCAAAGAAGAGGUUAAAGAAGGGUGACAGAAUAAUGAUGAUUGGUCUUGGAGCAGGUUUUAAGUGCAACUCUUGUGUUUGGGAGGUAUUGAAGGAUCUGGAUAAUGCCAAUGUCUGGAAGGAAAGCAUAAAUCAUUAUCCUCCUACAGAAGAUCUCUUAGAAAAGUCCAUCAAUUCAUGGGAAACCAUAAUUGGAUCAUUGUUGAAGGUCUAAGCUUUGUUCAAAUUGGUGACCAGAUCUUUUACAACCCAGAAGCUUGCUCUAUUUUUACUCUUUACCAGCUAUUUUUCUAUCCAGUUUGUGUUGCAUUUUUUAGCUUUUGAUUCAGGAAAAAUGUUUGUGAUUUCUACAAUAAUCUGAUGCAUUGUAAUUUCAAAUGUUCAACCUAUCAUGUUUCCUCAAUUUGCUACCAUUGAAGCUAUGUAUUUGAUCUUACAGAAAGGUUUCUCAAGUA